AUGGUGCGCCUGGUGUUCCACGACGCCGGCUCCUACAGCGCCGCUGCCGGCGAUGGCGGCGUCAACGCCUCGAUCCGGUUCGAGCUCGACCGCCCCGACAACUUUGGCCUGAAGCGCGGCUGGAACGUGAUCGAGGCGACCGACAAGAAGCUCAAGGGCACGGCGGCAGAGGGGGCAGUGUCCAAGGCAGACCUCAUCGCGCUGGCAGGGGCGUACGCCGUGCGCAUCACCGGCGGCCCUGCAAUACAGGUGGCUGUGGGGCGGCAGGAUGCUGCGGCCGCAGACCCCGACGGGCGCAUGCCUGAGCUGGACUUCAGCGCCGAGCAGCAGCUGGCCAACUUUGCGGCCAAGGGGCUCAGCGCCCAGGAAUUUGUGGUGCUGUCGGGGUCGCACACGCUGGGCAGCAAGGGGUAUGGCGACCCGGUGACCUUUGACAACACCUACUACAAGACGCUGCUGCAACAGCCGUGGGUGGACAAGAGCAACGAGAUGGCGCAGCACACGGGGAUCCCAACCGACCACGUCCUGCCCGACGACCCCACCUGUCGCCCCCUCAUCCAGCGCUACGCCGCCGACCAGGCCGCCUUCUUUGCCGACUUUGCGGCGGCAUACGACAAGAUGGCCAGCCUGGGGGCGCGCUGGGCCUGA
Messenger RNA from Chlorella variabilis, 648 nucleotides. RefSeq lists its product as hypothetical. NCBI's taxonomy places the organism in Eukaryota, Viridiplantae, Chlorophyta, Trebouxiophyceae, Chlorellales, Chlorellaceae. The transcript has 5 exons. Bases 1 to 648 code for a protein of 215 amino acids. The record is from RefSeq and is a predicted model, not a curated record. Gene Ontology annotation, biological process: response to reactive oxygen species; cellular response to oxidative stress; hydrogen peroxide catabolic process. Gene Ontology annotation, molecular function: peroxidase activity; heme binding.